This is a messenger RNA of Sarcophilus harrisii (Tasmanian devil), 942 nucleotides long. Its product is annotated as olfactory receptor 1361-like. The transcript has a single exon. NCBI's taxonomy places the organism in Eukaryota, Metazoa, Chordata, Mammalia, Dasyuromorphia, Dasyuridae. Gene Ontology annotation, cellular component: membrane. Bases 1 to 942 code for a protein of 313 amino acids. The record is from RefSeq and is a predicted model, not a curated record. Gene Ontology annotation, molecular function: G protein-coupled receptor activity; olfactory receptor activity. Gene Ontology annotation, biological process: G protein-coupled receptor signaling pathway.
AUGGAAGGUGGAAAUCAGUCUGGAAUUUCAGAGUUUAUACUUCUGGGACUUUCAGACCAGCCAGAGCAACAGAGACUCCUGUUGUUCCUGUUCCUCCUUAUGUAUCUGAUCACAGGACUGGGCAACCUGCUCAUCAUGAUGGCUAUUAGCUGUGACCCCCAUCUCCACACCCCCAUGUACUUCUUUCUCAGUAACUUGUCCCUGGUUGACAUAGGCUUCAUCUCCACUACCAUUCCCAAGAUGCUGAAUAAUCACAUAUCCAAAAACAGAACAAUCCCUUAUGCUGGGUGCUUAACACAAGUAUUCUUCUUCAUUUGGUUUGGGGGAAUUGACAGUGUCCUCCUUGCUGCCAUGGCUUAUGACCUCUAUGUGGCUAUUUGUGCUCCUCUACACUACAGCACAAUCAUGACUCCAAGGGUUUGUGCCUUUUUAGUACUAAUGUCUUGGUUGUGGGCCUAUACUAAUUCCCUGACACAUACUGUCUUGUUGACUCGACUCUCCUUCUGUGACCAUAGUAAAAUCCCUCAUUUCUUCUGUGACCUCGGUUCCCUGCUGAAGUUGGCCUGCUCAGACACUUUCAUCAAUGACUUGAUGUUCUUCACAGGAGGAGCAAUAACAACAAUUUUACCCUUCAUUGGAAUUCUCAUCUCUUAUGGUCACAUUUUCAUGGCUGUACUGAGAAUCUCUUCUGUAAGUGGGAAGCAGAGAGUUUUCUCCACCUGUGGAUCCCACCUCACUGUGGUCUGUCUCUUCUAUGAGACAAUCAUUGGGGUAUACUUCAGUCCCACAUCCACCCACACAGCCCAACAAGAUACAGCAGCCACUGUGAUGUACACAGUAGUCACCCCCAUGCUGAAUCCUUUCAUCUAUAGCCUAAGGAACAAGGAUAUGAAAGGAGCUUUGAAGAUGCUUAUUACUAGAAAACCAGGAUUCACUCUAUGA